Molecule: messenger RNA, 9554 nt
Organism: Coregonus sp. 'balchen'
Lineage: Eukaryota; Metazoa; Chordata; Actinopteri; Salmoniformes; Salmonidae
Source: the annotation of a GenBank genome assembly
AUGACAUGGGCACCGAAUAAUAUAAAAUGUGUUGUAUGCACUGUGGACAGAGUGGUCUUACUGUACGAUGAGAAAAGGGAUAUGUUCUCUAAUAACCCUGCAGACUCUAAGGUGAGUAAGCACCACAGUCGUAGUUUGACUAUCACAUGUUAUCCUCUCAUCAAUGAUAUACACAGCACUUUGUGUCAGGUCAGUUUGAUACCGGAAGCUUUUCCCUGAAAUACUCAAACACAGCUUGCAGCUGAAGUUGUAUCUGAUCAGUGAUAAUGUUCUUGUGAUAUUUAUCUUCUUGCAGUAUGGAAAGAAGACCUAUGUUGUCAAGGCCAUGGCAUUUUCUCCUGACUCAACAAAAAUUGCCAUUGCUGAAACUGAUAACAUAAUUUAUGUCUACAAAAUCAGAGAGGAAUGGUAAGCAUAACUUCAUACUUCUCGUAGUUGUAUUUUGGCUGGGUUUUUAUUCACACCAUCAAUUGUGAUGCUUCUUUCUUAUUCCUCAUACAGGGGUGAGAAGAAGGUCAUCUGCAAGAAAUUUGUACAGAUGGUAAGUAAUCACACAUUUCUGUGAUGCAGUAGAACUAUGUUAAAACUCUCUUUUUAUUUAUUUAUUUUAAUCAACAACAUUCAAUUUAAAACACAUCUCAUCCUGUUUUUAGAGUGCUUUGACAUGUUUGCAAUGGGCGGCAGAACACGCUAUCGUUUUUGGUUUAGCUGAGGGAAAGUUAAGUCAUUUACACAAUCACAAUUUUUUUUAUUGACAGUAUUUUUUAUUAACAGAAAGUUCAAUGAUUUCUCGGAACAUUGUGUUGGAUCUUCGCCUUGCUAACACAAAACAAACAAGUCAUCUACAGUCUACGGAACAGAUUCCUACCUUGUCUCGUUGACAUGAAAGUAGGUGUUUUUCUUGUUCUUUAUUUCAACCUUCUCACUCAAAGUUGUACUCUGUGGUGGUGAUCACAAUAAUAGUAAACUCCUCUCUGUAUAGUGUCUCUGGGAAGGGCAUCCUCUCAGGUCAUGGAGACGGGACUGUUGUGAGAUAUUUCUUUGACGAUGAAGGAUCAGGAGAGUCUCAGGUACUGUACCCAAUAUUAUCAUUUCAAUGUGUCCCUGGGAAUUUUCUCAUAAUGUUCCUUGGGUGAAACCUUUUGCUUUUACAUUUCACAGUUAAAAUCUUAUCAGGUAGAUGUGCAUUGAUGCAUGUUGUGUAUUGAUGUGCAUGUCUCUCCAAUCUUUUUGCAGGGCAAAUUGUUGACCCACCCUUGCCCACCAUAUACCUUGGCAUGGGGAGCCAACAGCGUCAUAGUGGCUGGAUGUGACAAUAAGAUAGUGGCCUAUGGCAGGGAGGGUCACAUCCAGCAGACUUUUGACUACAGCCGAGACCGCUCGGAGAAAGAGUUCACUGUGGCCGCCACCAGUCCCAGUGGACAGUCUGCGGUCAUCGGCAGCUAUGACCGGUCAGUCUUCAUUUUGAUACAUCAGUAUUCAAGUAAUAAGCAUGAUAUUACAACCUCAUACAGUAUCUUACAUUGCUGGGAAGUUCUUCUGGGUGAUAAGUUGUUUUGUUCAAAUUAUGUCAUUUCAGAUUGAGAGUCUUCAACUGAGGUCAUCGGAAAGGAGCAUGGGACGAAGCAUCCCCCAAAGAGAUUCCAAACCUGUACAACAUCACUGCCUUGACCUGGAAGAAGGACGGCUCACGCCUCUGUGCAGUGAGUAACCAUACACGAACGAACACACCUGUUCGCAACAGUCAUGCCAUACUUGAUUUAGCUCCCAAAGUACUGUGGAAAGUAGGCUACAAAUUGCCUUUCACAGCUUUUUGUAAUUUUAACUUUUUUUUAAACAUGUUUUUGUCAGUUUGGAACAGUUUGACUGCUGCCUACGGAGGAGCAUCUACAAGAACAGAUUUGAGAUGACUUAUGUGGGACUGGGUCAGGUACGUUUUGGUAUUCACCACCUUCAGUUCAGAACGAAAGGGGGUCACUUCAGUUCACCUGACAGGAAAAGUUCUACUUGUGUCCUUGAGUUGUGGCUCACAGAGAUUGUUGUAUUGAGCUGCGCUUAUCAUCACACCACCCUCUGUGGACUCAACAGUUCUUCUCAGCCAUGUCACUUGAUUCCUUGCGGGUUGGAGGCUCUGUCUAUCUAACUGAACAAUGUCUCUCCAGGUGAUUGUAAAGAACCUGUCCAUAGGGAUGCGGGUUGUGCUGAAGUCCCACUAUGGCUAUGAGAUAGACGAGGUGAAGAUCAUGGGGAAGGACCGCAACCUGGUGACCCACACCUCUGAUACCCUGCUACUGGGAGACCUGUCCUCCAACAAGCUCAGUGAGGUAUGAUGGUCUGGCCAUUCACUGGCAGAUAGGGGUUAUUUUAUAUAUGAAUUGUGGCUAAUCCUUCACUAUGGUCAUUAUUUCUUCAUUUGCAGACUAGAAUUUGAAGUGAGCAGUUGGAAGUACUAGAAAACGAAUGUCAUUUCCCUCGCUGAUUGGUGUCUAUUGUAGGCCACCAUCCCCUCCUCUGUGCGAAGUCUCAACAUUAGGGCCAGAACAAUAACCGUGUAACUAACGGUUAUGGAUGAAGUUCCAAGGACCUGUUUUAAAAUGUUCUAAUUAAAAGUUCAAGGGCUGUCAUGGUUCAGUGUGCUAAUCCCUGUUUAAUUGAGAGUUUUCAAGGAGCCUUCCUACACUGGAGCUGGAGUGCUGAUGUUGGAAAUGACAGACAUACACGAUAACAGCCCUGGCCCUGGCUGCAGUAUAUGUGUGUGUAAUAUAGUGUAAGUCAGGGAGCGACUCCCACCGCGCUUCACCUCAGGUGAACAAAGACCCCUCUGCUGUUCUUUUUUCAGGUGGCAUGGCAAGGCUCCGGGGGAAUGAGAAAUUCUUCUUUGAAAAUGAAACGGUACGAUUCCCUUCUUCUUUCCCUGUUUAGCUUUGUCUGCAGUUUUUAUGUGCUGUUGUGAGGAGUUUUCAGCCGCUGCUAUCCCAACUUAUGAAUAAGAAAAUACACGUCAUGCACCUGUUAACUGCCUGUCAUUGCUUCUUCAACAUAGGAAUUCUGAAUAGUCUCCUAGUAGGGAGGUAGGGAGUCAGCUGCUGACUGUGAUGUGUUGUGUCAGAUGUGUACAACGCUGGGGCGGACAACACUGGGGUGUACAACGCUGGGGCGGACAACACUGGUGGAGUACGGCAGCAACGACAUCCUGGGAUCAGUGAGAACUGAGUUCAUGAACCCACAUCUCAUCAGGUUGGCUUUCACCCAUUCUCCUCGUAAUACAUAUUUUAGAGCAUUUUAUAUAAUAGACCUUUUUGCCAGUCUACUACAGUAAUGUGAAGAAUGGUCGCUAGGUGGUAGUGUUGAGCUUUGGUUGUAGAUGACAGUCAGGCAUACCUAGUUUGAAUGCAUAAGAAGGGAAGUGUUUUGCAUACAGCUGUCAAGACAGUUUUUAGUGGACAAAGUUAGUCAUUACAAAUCCAUCCUACUGUAUUUAGGCUGUCAAGAUUGUCAGAUUGGAGUUAUUUCUGUGCUAAUGGUUGGAGGUUCAGGCUGGUAUUAACAUUCCUCCUCUGCUCCCCUAUCUGUCUGCCUCACACUGUCUGCAUCUCUAGUGUUCGUCUCAAUGAGCGCAAACAGAAGGGGGUUGAAGACAGCAAAAAGUUAGCCUACCUGAUUGACAUCAAGACCAUUGACAUUGGUAAGUGUGUGUGUGGAAGGUGAUGCUAUGAAUACGUAUGAUGCAGAGAGUAUGCUCCCUGAAACCGAGGACAUGAAGACAUGAUUUCUGUGCUGCAGAAAUAAUUUUUUUCUGGUCAAGGUCAAGCCAAGGUUAUGACUGUGGUGCUUGUUGACUGUAACUUUUAUUCUCAGGCCAAAGAUACAUGGACUUUGUUUUUUCCAGAAAUGUAAUAAUAAAUAACAAAAUCUAGGCUAUUACUAUCUAUUGAAGUUAUUUGCAUCCAACUUGCCUGUGUGAAGUAACUGCUAAAUCUUUGAACUAAAAGUGUCUGCAACCUUCACUCCCAGCCCCAGUUCCAGCCCUCCAUUCCACUCUUAUUGUAGAUAAAUAGUGUCUAACACACAAAGACGCUGACUUGCCCCUUUUUGUGAUGGAUGAUCCCCAUUCAUGUGGAUUCAGGCGGGCGCUGCUUAGAGCAACUUGGUCCCCAUGUUGCUUUAGGUAUUGAUUAGGUAAACGACUGUUUGAUUGUAGCGGCCCCACACCAUCCCCCUCUUCCCCCUCUCCUUCCCUCCCUCCCCUGGAGCAGCCUGAGACGCUGGGCCCUGUGAGGGCCAGUACAGAGGGAUACUGAAACAAAUGGGCAUUUGCCGCUUUCUGAGAACGAUGCCUUUCAAUUAGGUGUUGACCCCACAGCGGGCCGGGCGUGCGGGGUGGCGGGCGGUGGUGUUGAGUCUGAAUCACCGCCCAAGCUGCGCUGAGCUGAGCACCAUCUGUCCAAGCCCUGUCCUUUUCCUGUGCUAAUUAAGUCCAGGGAUGUCCUUCUGUCGGCUGCCGAGCUGUUUUUUUUCUUCAGGUGGUGAAAAUGAGAAACAACCUCCAACCAAUUUAUUUCUUCCCCUUGAAUGACAGGAGCAGUUGUUGUUUUUUCUUGUUUUUUUUGCUCCCUCCCUCCCUCCCUCCCUCCCUCCCUCCCUCCCUCCCUCCCUCCCUCUCUCUCUCCCUCCCUCCCUCCCUCUCUCUCUCCCUCCCUCCCUCACUUUGUCAGUUGUGUACUUAAAACCUGCUCUGAAAGUGUAAAUUGGAAAAUGCUUUUUUAGCCAUGUUUCUCAGAAGCUUAAUUACAGAAUAAAAGGCAAGCCAGGCCUCUCUGUCAAAUGAUUUAUGAGAGAAUCAUAGAUAUGUUUGUUAGAAUGGAUGGAUGCUGACUGAACAUUGCCGUAUUCAUAUUGCAUCAUGGCUUUGUUCUGUUAGCCCAUCAGUCACAACAUAUCUUUAUUUUAUCUCUUGUCUCUAGCAGAUGGAUAGCGAUAUAAUGUGUCUUUAAACGUGAUACACCACCUCUCUCCUUAGUACAAACACUCUGGAGUUGAGAAUGUUUUCUCUCUCUGUCUCGCUCUGCCGCCCAUCAGUGAUUGAUACUAUGGCCUACAGGCACAGCUCAGGUAAUAAUCUCCUCUCGCUCUCCCUCCCACUCACAGUGGAUCUGGCCGGCGGUUACAACCUGAGAACCAUCAGCCACGACUCCAAGAUUGACUGGUUGGAGCUCAACGAGACGGGGCACAAGCUGCUUUUCAGGGACAAGAAACUGCGGGUGAGGCAGCAGCAGCAGCUCAAAGUAACGUGCUGCCUAGAGCUAUGCCUGUUUGAUGUGCUCGCUCUGGGGCAAAGGAUGCCAAGCAUUUUAAUUGGGAAUCUCUUCGGGAGCUUCUGACUGAAAAGUGACUAAUUUUACUCAUACACUGAGUGUAAAAAACAUUAAGAACACCUUCCUAAUAUUGAGUUUCACCCCCCCCCCCCCCCUUUUGCCCUCAGAACAGCCUCAAUUUGUUGGGGCAUGGCCUCUACAAGGUGUCGAAAGCGUUCCACAGGGAUGCUGGCCCAGGUUGACUCCAAUGCUUCCCACAGUUGUGUCAAGUUGGCUGGAGGUCCUUUGGGUGGUGGACCAUUCCUGAUACACAGGGGAAACUGUUGAGCGUGAAAAACCCAGCAGCGUUGCAGUUCUUGACACAAACCUUUGCACCCGACACCUACUACCAUACCCCGUUCAAAGGCAAAUCUUUUGUCUUGCCCAUUCCCCCUCUGAAUGGCACACAUACACAAUCCAUGUCUCAAUUGUCUCAAGGCUUAAGAAUCCUUCCUUAACCUGUCUCCUCCCAUUCAUCUACGCUGAUUGAAGUGGAUUUAACACGUGACAUCAAUAAGGGAUCAUAGCUUUCACCUGGAUUCACCUGGUCAGUUUGUCAUGGAAAGGUGUUCAUAAUGUUUUGUACACUCUGUGUAUGUUUCGCUAUGGUUUAGAAUUUGUUGUAGAUGACCCAGUAGACCUUGAUUUUUUUGUUUUGAAAGGUGCAUUACUGCUCUGAUUUGAGUUUCUUUGAGUAACAGGCCUGUUUCAUGUGUAAUUCCUUGCAUCACUGCCUAAUCCUCUACACUUUCUAACUCUCCUCCCCUCUCUCCCUCCAUCCCUCAGCUCCACCUGUAUUUUACAUUUUAGUCAUUUAGCAGACGCUCUUAUCCAGAGCGACUUACAGUUAGUGAGUACAUACAUUUUUCAUACUGUAUGACAUGGAGAGCUGCGUUAAGACCACAGUGUUGAGUUUCUGCUCCUAAGUGCAGCGGGUUUCCGGCAGUGAGGUAACCUGUGUGUGUGGUACAACAUCGACAGCCCAGAGAGAGCCACCAUGUUCCCCCUCAGAGUGAGAGAGGGCAAGGGGGGAGCGAGAGAGGUCCUGGCCAACUCGUGCUACUGUUCCCACACAGUAGGCCAGCUGGCAAGGCCAAGCGUCACCUCGUGGCUGAACUACUGGGCUGACUCCACUACUUUCUGUUUAUAGACCAGACCGUGAAGUUUAGUACCCACUUUAACCCAAUGUGACCGACUGUGUGCUGCUCUUCUUUUUCACCCCCCAGCCAUUCAGAAACAUUCUUUCCUAAUGCCUGUGUUCUCAUUGGCCUCCUCUGUCUUGAUGAUUUGAUUUGAUUAGGCCUCAGAAUGCAGAGCUAUAAGGGCUGAGAACAGGGCUAUUUAGCAUCUCUGUGUCUCCAAAGGGGGAUAUAGUGGAUCUGGAGAGGUCCAAUGGUAAGACGGAAGUGAUCGUGACUGAGGGGGUCAACACUGUGUCCUACACUUUGGACGAGGGCCUUAUCGAGUUUGGAACAGCUAUUGACGAUGGAGUCUAUUAUAGGUUAGUAUCUCUACCUUGUAAGAAUGCAGUGGGUUUUUUUGCAAUGCACAAAAGUGGCAGCUAGUGUCAAAAGAGAAUGUAUUACAAUAUAUUACUGUACUUGUUGCUGAAUUGGUUUUGAUUAGAUCCCUCAUUGUGCAACAUCCAUGCAAGGGCGGAAUUCAUGUGGGUUUAAAAUGGAACUGUUUUGGUAUGCAUUCCACACUCAUUUUGAAAGAAGUGCUUUGUCGCCUAUUUGAAGUGUAUAUAGUCUAUUUCGACAACCAGAAACUUUUUUUGCUUGGCCAAACAGUCACCGUAUAGCUUCAAAAAUAAUGAUGUGAUUCUGUUGAAUCUGUUUUUACUUUAAUCUUUCUUUGUGGAUCGUCCUGCUGUGUGUUGUCACUGUGGAUCGUCCUUCUUUGUGUUGUCACUGUGGAUCGUCCUGCUGUGUGUUGUCACUGUGGAUCGUCCUGCUGUGUGUUGUCACUGUGGAUCGUCCUUCUGUGUGUUGUCACUGUGGAUCGUCCUGCUGUGUGUUGUCACUGUGGACCGUCCAUCUUUGUGUUGUCACUGUGGAUCGUCCUGCUGUGUGUUGUCACUGUGGAUCGUCCUGCUGUGUGUUGUCACUGUGGACCGUCCAUCUUUGUGUUGUCACUGUGGAUCGUCCUGCUGUGUGUUGUCACUGUGGAUCGUCCUGCUGUGUGUUGUCACUGUGGAUCGUCCUGCUGUGUGUUGUCACUGUGGAUCGUCCUGCUGUGUGUUGUCACUGUGGAUCGUCCUGCUGUGUGACUCACGUGUUUGUGUGUGUGUCUCUUCCUCAGAGCCACAGCGUUUCUGGAGAUGUCGUCAGAGACGGAGGCCAUGUGGAAAACUCUGAGCAAACUGUCCCUGGAGGCCCGCCAGCUCCACAUCGCAGAGAGGUCAGCACAGUUGGGGGCCACACACACACACACACACACACACACACACACAUGCCAUUGUGUGUCCCCCAAGGGUGCUCAGCAACACUAGGCUUAUCUUCUAAUGCAGUCCUUUCUAUACCCCUCCCUCCCUCCCUCCCUCCGUUUUAACUUCUGAAAAGUGACUUGUUUCCUGUGAAGAUGUUUAGCUCGGAGCAGCCCCAUCACCUCAGUGUUUUUCUGAGCUGUGUGUGCGUUACUGGGGGGCAGAAAUAGUACAAAGCCAAGCAGAUCACUCAGAGCUGAGAGUACCCUGUAGUACUCAUGUAGAAGGAUGUGUCCCUGACUAGAAAAGUAUCUCUCUUAAUAGGACACUUAGCUUAAGUAAGCACCACCAGAGCAAGUUUUUGUGAUUUUUCCCUUUUAUAAGCGUUUUAUUUGUAUUUUUGGGAGGUGAAAGUUAGAUUUGACUGUAGCAUGGCAUCAAUAAUGCAACUAGCAUUUGUUAUGUAUGGGGUUUGAUUUGUAUAAAUGCAGGAAAAAACUGUUUUGUCUGGAGAGGAGAAUGUAAAUGAAGGAGGGUGGUUUGCUAAAAAGAGAUGCUCAGCUCCUCUUUUGAUGGCGAACGCAGCUUAUUAGUGUGAUGCACCUUCUCUGAAAGAGCUGGUAAUACAGCUGGCCCAAGUUAGAAGCCAUUGAAACAUUAUUGUGUUAACCCUGGCACUGGAGCAUGGCUAAAGGCUGUUGUUUUAGAGGUUUAAGAGUUUUUAUCUGUAAACAUUUGUUUUUGCUGCACCCUCAGUGUCCCUUAAGCCAUUUUUUGGUGUUUAUUUUAGGUGCUUUGCUGCCUUGGGGGAUGUCUCCAAAGCUCGCUUUCUGAACGAGACUAACAAGAUCGCUGAUCAAGUCUCAAAGGAAUACGUACGUACUGUAGUGUGUGUUGGUCUCUCCCCUGAGUAGUGAUGGAGGCUCUAGUUUGGGUCCGCUUGAGUGCUCCGUUGGAGGCAACCCAAUCCAGGUGUCCCAUCUGGGGCCACAAGGCUGAGCCCUGGGCGUCUGUUGGGGACCCUGUGUGGGUCUCUAUGGCCCCUGGAGUGUGGGCAGCCGGCACACUGGCACCCCCCAGCCUGGCACCCCUGUCUGCACAGCUGUUCCCUGGCUGGCCAGGCCAUUCAAUCAAUCCAUUACAUCACUCAACUCCGCUGGGCUAUUAAACCCCACUUAUACUUAUCACACACACCUCCAGCACCUACCUGUUAGCCAUUGUUGCAGGGGCCUGCUAGCUAAUGCACAACAGUCUGCACCAGUCUGCUAGAAACAACAUUCCAUUUAGUUGAUCUUACCUGUAUGUGAUACUUGUCUUGUGUAAUCUCCAGGGUGGUGAUGGUACAGAGUUCUACCAAGUCAAAGCACGCCUUGCCAUGCUGGACAAAAACUACAAACUGCAGAGAUGUACUAUAUGGAGCAGGUAAGAGAACAUGAAUCUGGAGAGUUUGGUCUGAGACUUGCAGAGACUCCCAGCCUCAUAUAUAAUGAAGUGUUGUCGUGUGCUCUGUAGAAUGCCAUUGAUGAGGUGAUGGAGAUGUAUCAGGAGCUUCACAUGUGGGACGACUGCAUCGCUGUGGCUAAGGCCAAGGUAAACCAAUACUGAGAGACUGUGGAGUACUCUGUAGUACCCAGGACAUCAGCUAUUUACAAAAGCCCAAUACAAUACUUUUUGAAACAGUAAAACAUGGACCUUGAACUAGACUCACAGUCUCUGUGUCUUCCCAGGGCCUCCCAGAGCUGGACAACCUGGGUCGCAGCUACUACCAGUGA